Molecule: messenger RNA, 2866 nt
Organism: Poecilia latipinna (sailfin molly)
Lineage: Eukaryota; Metazoa; Chordata; Actinopteri; Cyprinodontiformes; Poeciliidae
Product: diacylglycerol O-acyltransferase 1-like
Exons: 17
Coding region: 592-2100 (502 amino acids)
Biological process (GO): triglyceride biosynthetic process
Cellular component (GO): endoplasmic reticulum membrane
Molecular function (GO): diacylglycerol O-acyltransferase activity
Source: RefSeq, a predicted model, not a curated record
GUAAAACACGGUAAAGCAGCAGCUCGACACGGUUGUUAUGGGUUUGCAAGCCGCCUCGACGCUCUUUUUUUUUUUUUUUACUUCAUGACAUUUUUAAGAUGGACGUAAGAUAAUAAACAGAAAACUUUAUCCUACACAUUCAAUAUAUUGUUUAUUCAAGACCCCUAACGUAACUUGCAUUCCGUGAUCUAAACAUUACCUGGCUUUUUCCAUCAUGUUUGUUUCAUCGCUGAAACUCGUCUCCACUUGUUAUUUAUGAAAUGAGUGAUAGCUCCGGGAUAGGACUCAUCUGCUGGUUACAGUUUCCACCAGUUAAACGAGUUCAAACUGCUCGACUGGUUUCACCUACCAUACUUACGUGGCUUCAAGAAUUCACUCCCACUUCAAAGUCAACUCUGGAAAUCUGAGCCCUGGGUGGAUUGUUUUUUUUUUGGUUUUUUUUUUCCCCCAUAGUUCACUUCCUCCUUUAAUACUGAAGCAUUACAGACUGAGUGCUACUGUAUCAACAAGCGUGGUAUGUCCCCGAGCAAGGAGUCGAAAAAGGGGGAGUAGUACGCAGUAAAAGUUUUGCAAGUUUUAAUUCGGGUCAUUAUGAGUGACUUGAAUGUAAAUGGGGCUCUGACUCGCAGAAGAGGGGCGACUCUGCGAGCUGCGACGGUGCGGGCGGCGAACGGGGAUUCUGCAACGGGGACGGCGAGCUUAGUGGACGGCGACGUCAGCCUCCACGAUGGACAGAGGACACGGGAGAGUUUCCUGGAGCUGGCCGCUGCAAAGAGCGAGAAAAAGAAACGCAGGGGUGAAGUCGGUGACCGACUGAGCUGUCACAAGGCACAGGAGUCUCUUUUGAGUUCUGCCAGCGGUUAUAGGAACUACAGAGGAGUAAUCAACUGGUGUGUGGUGAUGCUGGUCCUGAGUAAUGCUCGUCUCUUUUUAGAAAACAUUUUAAAGUAUGGUAUUCUUGUCGACCCCAUUCAAGUCAUUUCCUUGUUUCUGAAUGACCCCUACAGCUGGCCUGCAGCGUGCUUGUUGAUUGUGUCUAAUGUGUUCAUUCUUGUGGCUCUCUACACUGAAAGGCAGCUGUCGAAGGGUUCAUUGAGUGAAUUUGCUGGAUUUCUGGUCUACUGCAUUAAUUUAUCAGUCCUGCUAACAUUUCCUGCUGCUGUGGUGCUGUGGGUUCCCUCUAUGACGUCAGUUGGUGGUGCGAUUGCACUCGGCUUUUACACAAUCCUCUUCCUGAAGCUGUAUUCGUAUGAGGAUGUGAACCGGUGGUGCAGGGAGCAGAGCACCGCCAAGGCCAAGAAACUGUCCAGGUCACUGUCUUGUCCUUCAUCGCAGCAAUUUAAAGGAGGUGAACAGAAAGUGUGUUACCCUGGCAACCUUACAAUCAAAGAUAUGUACUACUUUGUCCUUGCUCCGACUUUGUGUUACGAGCUCAACUUCCCUCGAUCUCCUAAGAUUCGCAUUCAGUUCCUGCUAAGGAGGCUGUUUGAGAUGCUGUUUUUCAUCCAGCUUUUAGUUUUUCUCACCCAACAGUGGAUGGUCCCCAUCAUUCAAAGCUCAAUGAAGCCUCUUGAAGACAUGGAUCUGUCCCUGAUGACUGAGAGACUUUUACGAUUAGCUGUCCCUAAUCACUUGUUGUGGCUGAUGUUUUUCUACUGGUUCUUCCACUCAACUAUGAAUUUCACAGCCGAGCUGCUGCGCUUCGGAGACAGACAGUUUUACAAUGACUGGUGGAAUUCUGAGUCGGUGACUUAUUUCUGGCAGAACUGGAACAUUCCUGUACACAAGUGGUGUCUCCGUCAUUUCUACAAGCCUCUGCUGAGAAAAGGAUUCAGUAAAAUGUUCAGCCAGUCAGCUGUCUUCUUCCUGUCAGCGUUCUUCCAUGAGUACCUGGUCAGUGUCCCCCUCAGGAUGUUCAGACUCUGGGCUUUCACAGGCAUGAUGGCACAGCUUCCAUUAGCAUGGCUUGUUGGCCGCUUCCUGCGAGGUAACUACGGCAACGCUGCAGUGUGGAUCUCCAUCAUCAUUGGCCAGCCAUUUGCUGUUUUGAUGUACGUCCACGACUACUACGUGAUGAACUACGGCGAUGGAGUAGAAUAAUACACACACACAAACCAGUGGAGCUCAGACCUUGUUUUUUUUUUUUUUUUUUCCUGAUCUCCUCCCUCUGACUCUCCUGGAUGAACAAAGACAUAAACGGUACUAAAUACACAGCCAGUAACUGAUGUCUCAGUCUACAUGUCAAGAUAAUCUCAGAAGAUUUUUUUUUUUUUUUUAUGAUUAUGUCAUGUUUACGUAAAACGUCUUGUAAACUUAACAGAUGACAAAAUAUUUAAUAAUAUAUUAAUCAUGAAGUACCACUCUAACUAUAGCAGAGCCAUAGAAAAACUGCUAACUGCAGCUUUAUACUCAGGUGAUCGGUACUUUAGUGUCUUAUUAGAACGUAUGAUUGUGAGUAGGGGCUGAAACCUCUAGUGAAUGCAGAACUUAUAUGUCAGUGCAAGAAGAUAGCAUUUUGCUUACUUCUUUAUGAUGUUAAUUCAAUUUUCUGACUUUGUGAACAGAUUGUAUAAUUACUGAGGAAAAUGUAUUUCCAUCUAUCCAUCUAUUGUGAGGAGGAAUGAUUGUAUGGGGGAGGAUUCUGUUGUCUUUUUGUUUUAGGGUUUUUUUUCACCAGUUGCUGUAAAGUCAACAUUACUGUAAGAACUGUUGACUAUGAGAUUUUUUUUUAUUAUUAUUACCUAAAGUGCCAUCUGAAAACAUGUGUAGUUUAUUAAAAGUUAUGAUGCAUUAAUCUUUGUGGGCGAUUGCCAAGUGUCAUAUUUUUAAACAAUGUCAUAUGAAAUAAAUCUGUAAAGAAACUGGA